GAAAAAAAUACAUCUGAACUCGCUCCCCCAGAAGCGUCUGAUCCGUUUACCACUUCAUACACACACUGAUAACUGCUCUCAUAGAGAGAGAGAGAGAGAGAGAGAGAGAGAGAGAGAGAGAGAGAACUGAGGAGUUGUAUCAGUGGGAAGUUAGUUGUUGGGAGCUGUGUUUUACCCUCCAGCUCUCGGAGUGGAGAGGGAUAUAGUUGAGCUGAAACUGUGAGCGAUGCUGGGAGACUGACUUCAUGAACCGCUGGAGGAAGUUUCUGAGUUUCUGAAGAGAGAAAAGUGGCCUGUGGAGGAAUUCUGCAUGUGGUGGAAACCCGCCCUGUGAAGGAGAAGGUAAAGAGAGUGUUCUUUGGCAAGAAAUACAUCCAGGAUUGUGCCCCUCGCCGAACCUCUGGCAAACCUCUGUGGUUGGAUUACGGCAAACACUUUUGUUAGAAAUAUUCAUCGCUGGAGUAUUCAGGUUUAAUAAACAUGUUAUAAAUGUCUCCGUCCAUCAGGGUGGGUGCUUUGCUGGUGCAAACCUGAAUUUCAUCCAACAGCAAAGUGGAAAAACGACAUCACAGGCAUAAACAAGCGAAAAUUGGUGGAACAUUCACACAGGCAUGUUAAAAGCAGCCUAACUGCAGCCAGGCAGGACUGAAGUCAUGGAGUAGCACGCGGCUCUGGGUCUUUGGAGUUUGGACAUGCUUCAGCUUCCAUGAGUUUUUAGCAGCUGGUCUAGUUUCAAUACCAGGAAAACAACGUCGAAAGAGCACAAAUGUCUACCUGCAGCAGCUCGUCCCCACCAUCUUUUCAAAGAGCAUUCGGCCUGCCCCCGCAUCAUGCUGCCCCCCUGGGCCCUACGCCGUCCCCCAGUCCGCCUGGUACUGUUUUAGGCCGGCUCUCCAAUGGCAGUUUGAGCGCACCUAGCCCAACCAACUCGAGGGGGUCCUUCCAUGGUAUUUCCUUUCUUCUGCAGAUCGGACUAACCAGGGAAACUGUUAACCUGGAUGCCAGCGAUGUGUCACUUUCAGCGGUGAAAGAUCUUGUGUGUUCGAUAGUCGACCAAAAGUUUCCAGAAUGUGGAUUUUUUGGCAUGUAUGACAAGAUCCUGCUCUUCCGCCAUGACUUAAACUCAGAAAACAUCCUGCAGCGGCUGACCUCAGCUGAAGACAUCCACGAAGGAGACCUGAUAGAGGUGGUGCUCUCAGCUCUGGCCACUGUUGAAGACUUCCAGAUCCGUCCUCAUGCCCUGUAUGUUCACUCCUACAAAGCCCCAGCCUUCUGCGAUGACUGUGGAGAGAUGCUCUGGGGGCUUGUACGACAGGGCCUCAAGUGUGAGGGAUGUGGGCUAAAUUAUCACAAGCGCUGUGCGUUUAAAAUCCCCAACAACUGCACUGGAGUGCGAAAGAGACGGCUGUCCAACGUGUCCCUGCCGGGUUCGUCUCUGUCUAUUCCUCGGCCUGUGGUCCCAGAGAGCGUGGUCAUAGCCCCUGAGGAGCAAAGACCAUUGUUAGAGGCAGGGAAGCGGAUUCCCUCAUGGAGUGGCCGGCCAAUCUGGAUGGAGAAGAUGGUGUUGGGUCGAGUCAAAGUGCCGCACACCUUCAACGUGCACACAUACACACGCCCAACCAUCUGCCAGUACUGCAAACGCCUGCUUAAGGGUCUCUUCCGCCAGGGCAUGCAGUGCAAGGACUGCAAAUUCAACUGUCACAAGAGAUGUGCUUCGAAGGUACCAAGAGACUGUUUGGGUGAGGUUGUGUUCAAUGGAGCAAGUCCAGGGCCUGAUUCUGAGGUCACUAUGGAAGUGGACAGCAGUGAUGUGAACAGUGAGAACAGCCGUGUCAUGGAUGAUGCGGAAGAGGUCUCCACCCCAGAGGAUAAGAUCUUCUUCAUGGACGCUUCAUUCAUGGACGGGGAAAAGGAUGAGGAAACAGUGAAGGCUAUCAGUCCUUCCACCAGCACUAACAUCCCUCUGAUGAGAGUGGUUCAGUCCAUCAAACACACCAAGAGACGCAGCUCCACUUUGGUGAAGGAAGGGUGGAUGGUGCACUACACCAGCCGAGACAAUCUGAGGAAAAGGCAUUACUGGAGGCUGGACAGCAAGACCCUGACCCUUUUCCAGAAUGAUUCCGGAGCCAAAUACUACAAGGAGAUCCCGCUGUCAGAGAUUCUUCAGCUGGAGUUUGCGCGAGACUUCACCAGUCUGGCUCAGGGGGGAAAUCCUCACUGUUUUGAGAUCAUCACAGACAACAUGGUUUAUUAUGUUGGGGAGAACACAGGCAACCUGCAUCCCAACCCCAGCCUGGCAGCGACUGGAGUGGGGCUGGAGGUGGCUCAGAGCUGGGAGAAGGCCAUUCGCCAGGCCUUAAUGCCCGUCACCCCACAGCCCAGCAUCAGCGGCCCGGGACACGGCAAGGACCACAAAGAGCUUUCCAUCAGCAUAUCAGUAUCCAACUCUCAGAUUAAGGAGAAUGUGGAUAUCAGCUCAGUGUACCAGAUCUUUGCUGAUGAGGUGCUGGGAUCAGGGCAGUUUGGAAUUGUGUAUGGAGGCAAGCACAGAAAAACAAAGAGGGAUGUGGCCAUUAAAGUUAUAGACAAGAUGAGAUUCCCCACCAAGCAGGAGAGCCAGCUGAGGAACGAAGUGGCCAUUUUACAGAAUCUGCACCACCCUGGCAUUGUAAACCUCGAGUGUAUGUUUGAGACUCCAGAGCGAGUGUUUGUUGUCAUGGAGAAGCUCCAUGGCGACAUGCUAGAGAUGAUCCUCUCCAGUGAGAAAAGUCGACUUCCUGAGCGCCUCACCAAAUUCCUGGUGACCCAGAUUCUGGUAGCUUUAAGACAUCUCCAUUUCAAGAACAUUGUUCACUGUGAUUUGAAGCCGGAGAAUGUGCUGCUGGCCUCAGCAGAGCCUUUUCCACAGGUAAAACUGUGUGACUUCGGCUUUGCCCGGAUCAUUGGGGAAAAGUCCUUCAGGCGGUCAGUUGUGGGAACUCCUGCAUAUCUGGCCCCCGAGGUUCUGCGCAGUAAAGGAUAUAACCGUUCGCUGGACAUGUGGUCAGUUGGGGUCAUCGUCUACGUGAGCCUGAGCGGCACCUUCCCUUUUAAUGAAGACGAGGACAUAAACGACCAGAUCCAGAAUGCUGCCUUCAUGUACCCGGCCAACCCCUGGAAGGAAAUCUCUGGGGAAGCAAUCGACUUAAUCAACAAUCUGCUCCAAGUGAAGAUGAGAAAACGUUAUAGUGUAGACAAAUCUCUCAGUCAUCCCUGGCUUCAGGACUAUCAGACGUGGCUGGAUCUUCGAGAGUUUGAAACCCGGAGAGGAGAGCGCUACAUCACUCACGAAAGCGAUGACGCACGCUGGGAGGAGUAUGCUGACGAGAGGCACCUGCCCUAUCCAAAGCACUUCAUUAUGGCACCGAACCUGGACGACAUGGAGGAGGACCCCUAGUGGCCAGGAGAACUUCCUACACCUGCUUCUGAAACUGACAGAAGGGCUAAUGCUGCUCUAGAGGUGCUCUGGCCCGUCAUCCUCGCCACUGCAGAGAGACUGGGAGUAUGAAGUGGAAAAGUACUUGCCGUCAUGUUCUGAUGAAGGAUGUUUAAAGUGAAAGGGGGCAGAAAGUAAUUACCGACUUAGCAGCUGUGAAGAGAAGCUCUGCAAAGUGGGAAACCAGGACAAGGGCACAACGCUCGUUUUCAGGUUGUUUUCCUUUCAUUACAUUCCAGAGACGUGAUGUGGCGCUCUCUCUCUCUCUUUCUCUCCCUCUCUUCACUCACCGCCCUUUCAGCAGUCCAGGACUUACAGGUCUCUUGAGCCAGAGUGAGGAGUGUUUGGGAAUUCUCCUUUUAACAGUAAUAAACAUUUGCACUGCCUCUCCACCCACAAAAGGCUCUGUGAGUUUGGAGCAAACUCAGAUUAGGAGGACUAAAUGGGAGCAUUGUAGCCUGUAAAGCUAUAUUAUAUUUUUCUACUUUCAUUGUGAGUGUUACACAAUUUGCAGACGUUCAAUAUUUGACACAAUAUUGAUAUUUUAAGUUGUUUUUUGUACAUAAAGUAGAUGUGCUGGGAUUGUGAGAGGGUUCUUGAUUCUAAACUGGAACACAAAUAAUGUGUACGCAGUUUCUAUUACUGAGGUGUUUCUAUAGACUGAGGUUUUGGUGAAAUGAAGAAAAAUACAAUGAUGAAGGCCAUCUCAAGCCCGUACUUUCAUGUCUGGAAACUCUCUGUAGUUUCUGACACAAGAUUUUUAAGCAUUUAGGAGAAAAUACCAAAACAAAAGUGCUUUUUCCUUUUUUAUAUAAACAUAUUUCUUAUGGAAGCCCUUUUCUGCCAACAAAAAAAAAGUGUAGUCAUAAAAACAAGAAUGCUUAAUUUUUUUAUAAAUAUAUCUGAUAAUUAUUGCUUAUUAUUACACAGUGAACGUUUCCCAAAAUUAUUACUUAUGAUAAUUCUGCCAUUAUAAUGAGAAUUUUCUAAGAGUAACCAGAAAUUGUCAAGGGCUCAAACUACUAAUAAAUUAUUAUUAAAGCAUAAUUGAAAUAGAAUCCCAGUAAGAGUUAAUAUCAUUAUAUGGUGUCAUCAUGAAUGAUUAUGGAGUCUUUUUAAACUCAGAAGCUUUUAUUUUUAAGUGGUGCAAAACAAUCCAUGAUUUUAUAUUUAGGGGCUUAUGAAGUUCACUGAUGACUCAUGGAAAGGGCAAUAAUGUGCUGUUGCAUUGAGAAAUGAUUUUCAUUCCUGCAGCUGAGAUAUGAAGACUACAAAGGAAGACAGGACUUGACACAAAUAUGGAGCUGAUUGGACUAAAACCUGAGAAUCUUUGCACUUUAAACACUAUGAAUCUGAAAUUGUAUCAGUUGGUUUGGUAAUUGGUAAGGUGAUGGUAAAGACCGUAAUAGUGUCUAAUUGUCCAUUUGUUUAGUUUUGAUUUGCUUUGUGUUGAUAAAAAGCACAUGCCGCUGUGUUGGGUUGUUACUUGUUGUGACUGAAGUGCAGCACUUUUGCAGACAAGCAUGCUGUACUUUUUCUAACACUGUACAUUUCUAACACUGUAACACCUCCCCAUAAAGAAAAACCCAGUAUAUUGGAGAUAUUCAGUAUAUUCUAUUUAAAUUUGGAAUAUAUUGUGAUGUAUUCCUUUUUCCUUUGGGGGACAGUUUAUGAAGUUGAAGUGCCUCCUGCUCACAGAAGUUUCUUGUUUCAUUUUGUCAUGGAAUAUAUUAGAAUUACUCAGUAAACUUCCAUUUCGCAAUUUCACAGUGGUGAUAUAUGAUUACAUAGUGUAACAUCCUCCAGCUGCUUUAGUGUUCCCGUUGACAUUUAUUAGCUUACUGACGGUAGUCAUUACUCACCAACUGUAAGCUGUUUUGGGGGUGUUGCAUUUUAGCUAACAUUCCUCUUACCCUCAGACCCUUUGGUCUGUACACUGUGACCUAAAAAUCCCUUUAAUAUUAUUAAUUGUAGUGAUAAGUUUUUCAAAGACAUUUUUAUUCAGUCUUUUCAUGAAGGUUGAUUUCAGCAUUCUAAGGUCCCUGUCUGCUGGUGAGACCAAUGAAUUGUGAAGAAGAAGGAUUAGCAUUUUAGCACAGGGAACUGGGAGGAUGGUUGUACAUUGGAUUAGUUACAUUUUCACUCACUGUGUGUAGAUUUCGUGCACCAUGUUUCCUUUUCCUAUUUUUUUUUCCGAAUGGGAGCCACUGCCUAAAACCUCAAGUCCCAAAUUUGGAGGAAUUUCAUUUCGUUUGUUUAGACAGUAUUAGCUUAAUAUAGAUGUCACCAUUUAUUGGUCUGGAUAAUUCACUGGGGGGGGAAUAAGGAAUGGGGAGUUUUGGGAGAAUAUUUCAUGCUUUUGGACAAUGUGAUAAGCUGCGUGGGGGUAAGACAAUGACUAAUGAAGACCACCACAUUUGUAAAGGUGAUGAUAAGGAUGAUGAUGAUGUUGUGCACCUGAGAAUCAUUGUUAGUCUGGGUUGCCACUGGACUGGCAGCAAUCACUGUUUUGUAUAUUUUAGUAUUCACAUAUCUAAUAAAACCUUCCUCUUUACAGCA
Messenger RNA from Astyanax mexicanus (Mexican tetra), 6034 nucleotides. RefSeq names its product serine/threonine-protein kinase D3. Bases 767 to 3436 code for a protein of 889 amino acids. Gene Ontology annotation, molecular function: ATP binding; protein serine/threonine kinase activity. The record is from RefSeq and is a predicted model, not a curated record. The transcript has 19 exons. Lineage: Eukaryota; Metazoa; Chordata; Actinopteri; Characiformes; Acestrorhamphidae. Gene Ontology annotation, biological process: protein phosphorylation.